This is a messenger RNA of Anopheles bellator, 1696 nucleotides long. It is a transcript of the gene Rcd5, whose product is annotated as microspherule protein 1. Gene Ontology annotation, biological process: positive regulation of transcription by RNA polymerase II. Lineage: Eukaryota; Metazoa; Arthropoda; Insecta; Diptera; Culicidae. The record is from RefSeq and is a predicted model, not a curated record. Gene Ontology annotation, molecular function: protein binding; G-quadruplex RNA binding. The transcript has 3 exons. Gene Ontology annotation, cellular component: Ino80 complex; NSL complex; MLL1 complex. The coding region runs from base 59 to 1615 and encodes 518 amino acids.
GGAGUGCUUCGUGACGCUCUAAUAUUUUUGCAGUGAAAUUGUUAUUUUGUUGCACGAAAUGGAUUCCAAUUCUCCGCCCAAGAACGAUCACCCGAUGGAGUGUUCGACUCCCAUCAAUGCCGAUUUGUUGAACGACCAGAAACGUCGCAGCUCGUCACGAUCGAUCAAAAGGAAGCGAUUCGACGAUGAAAUUGUCGAAUUUAGCAUGAGCACUCCGAUUCAGCAGAUCAAAAACGUUGCCAACCGAUCACGAACGCUAUCCCAAUCGACAACCACCUUCGGAACAUCGGUUCCACCACCACCGCCACCAUCAGCACCGACCGUAUCGUCGCCACCGGGCACGACGGCGACGACAACCGAAUCGCCAACAAACGUUUCAACGGAACCGAUCCAAAUGGCGGAUCCCUUACCACAAACGCCUCUCCCAGCGGUGGUGGCCCCUGCGCCUCCGGUACCGGUGGCUUUGCCACCACCGCCGGCACCGAAUCCAGCUACCAGCAUUCUGCAGCAGCUCAACUCGAACGCGUCCGUAAACGAAAAGAAGCGCACGCUGAAGAGCAGCAAGAAGAAUAAGAAGAAAAGCACCAUCCAACAGGUGGCAACGAAGGAUCUCGGACGCUGGAAACCGAUGGACGAUCUCGCCCUCAUCACCGGCAUCCUCCAGACGAACGAUCUGCGUAUGGUGCACCGUGGCACCAAGUUUUCCUGCAAGUUCACCAUCCAGGAGAUGCAAGUCCGCUGGUGUUCACUGCUUUACGAGGAACCCAUUUCUCGCAUUGCCGUCGCGGCCAUGCGCAACCUGCACCCGGAGAUGGUGAAAAGUGUGCAGAGCAAGGCACUGUUCUCGCUGGCCGAAGAGGAACUACUCGGAACGAUCAAAUCGAACGACAACCCGACGCUCGAAACGUUCCAGGAACUGCUGGACAAACACUCGUCCACCUUUUACGAUGCACGGACGCCCAAAGCGCUGCAGAGCCACUGGCAGCUGAUGAAACAGUACUCACUGCUGCCGGACCAAUCCGUUCAGUCGCUACCGAAGAGUGACAACAUUCUGAGUUUCUCCGAUGCCGAGGACCUCAUCAACGAUGCCGAGCUGGCCGAGCCGCGGGAUGAGGCACUGGAAACGGAGCUAACGCUUGCGGAUCGGAAGAGCAAAAAGGAGAUUCGCAGCCUAGAGAACGAGCUGAACCGGUGGAGUGUGUUGGUCGAUUCCCUGACGGGCAUUGGCUUUUCGCCCGGUUUCGACGCUCAAACAUUGGCCGUCAUCCGGGGGCGUAUGGUUCGGUUUCUGAUGCGCUCGCGUGAGAUUGUCCUCGGUCGGACGACGAAGGACACCACGGUCGAUGUGGACCUGUCGUUGGAAGGGCCGGCGUAUAAGGUGUCCCGCAAACAGGGCACCAUCAAGCUACGCUCGAAUGGCGAUUUCUUUAUCACGAAUGAAGGCAAACGGCCGCUGUACAUCGAUGGACGCCCGCUACUGUGCGGACACAAAACGAGGUUGAACGAUAAUUGCGUGAUUGAGAUCUCCAAUUUGCGCUUUGUGUUUCUCAUCAACCACGAGUUCAUCAAUGCGGUGCGGCAAGAGAGUGCCAAAAUGAAUAUUCCUCUCAAUUGAACCCCGGGCUCCAGGGUUUCGUAUGCGCCAAGGAUUGAACUAAACAUUAACCGAUCAUACCUGAACUAUGUGUCCACAAAC